Symbiodinium sp. CCMP2456 is the source of this 2766-nucleotide messenger RNA. Lineage: Eukaryota; Dinophyceae; Suessiales; Symbiodiniaceae. The record is from the annotation of a GenBank genome assembly.
AUGCCGUGGCGAGUCCUUGGAGUGCGCAAAGCCACCUCGUUGGUGGUGGCUGAGCAGGGGCCACCGGAAUGGCUUCUGGCGAGGUUGGGCGAACGGGAAGCUGCAGCAUUGCCAGUGCUCCGCCGGCCAGGUGGCCUGCUGCUGGCUAUCUCGGCGGGGGCGAUUACUCCCGAGCAGAUCGCUGCGGGCACCAUUGCGGGCAUCACAGGCGACCUUGGCCCAACCACAACAGUGGUGGUAGAGGGCUUUCUCGAGGACGCCGACGCCGACUCCAUCGAGGUGGAAAUGGUGUUGGUGGAUUGGCCGGCUCCGCUCUACAAGCACCUAAGGGCUGGGGGAGUCAACUGGCCGGCCAACACAGUUUGGCCCCACAAUGGGGACGAGAUCGUGAAGGCGGUCAAUACCGAUCAGCUGGCAACCUUGGCCCGAGAAUGGGUACAGCAGGACGAGGUGGCAAUUUCGGAGGCGUAUGCGACGGCAGUGGAGGCACCUGCCGGAGCGGCGCCCAAUCCCACCGAGGGCCUCCUCAACCAGUUGCUGGAGCAGAUGCAGGCCACUGCGGCUUCAGUGGCGAACCUCCGAGCCGAUGUGGAUGUCAUGAAGCAGGCCCCGCCACCUCCAAACAAGAGCCCGGUGGAUGCCUUGGCUCAGGCACAGCAGUUGGUUGGCCCGGCGCCUCGCACCCGAGCUGCAGCCCAAGAUGUGGCAUUGGCCGCCCCCCGGGGCUCAGGUGCCCUCGACGGCGAGGCACUCGAAGGGGGUGCCGAGGUGGAUGCGGCAGGGGACAUCAGCACCGAUACACUGCUCAAGACGGCCCUUGUCAAGCUGCUCGAGGGCCAGACGAAGAAGAAGAAGACCAAAGCGCCCGGCCUACCUUUGUCUCAGGCUCUUUCCGACAGCGACGACGAGGAGGACAGCGCCGACCCUCUUCGCAAGCUGUCGGGUGCCCGAGGAACAAUGCUAGCAGAGCGCCUUCGGCUUUCGAUGGAGAGCUGCCCCCAGGACUACAUUGCGGCGAUCGAGUCUCUGGCAGCGCAGAUGGUGGGCGACCAUGUGCCAGGGCCAUCCACAAUGGAGAAGUAUGUGAAGGAGCAGCUCCCCAUGGGAUCCGAGCGUGGCCUCGGCUAUAUGGCAUGGGGCUUAGCCAGGGCCCUGACCCUCAUACGUGCGGGCGAAAAGGACAAGUGCCAUCUGGUCUUGCUACUGUUGGUAGCCGCUCUAGAGCAAUAUCGGAUCGACGGAGUGUGGACCUCUGCAUGGCGCUUGACCAACUUGACGCCUCCCCCGUUUGCGGAGUGGAACAGCAGGGCUUCAUCCAUCGCCGAGAUCCGCACAAAUCAUGCGCAUGCCCGAAUCAUUCACAGCACAUGGGCCGCCACGGUAGUCGCGCGGCUGAAGGACGAGGAGGUGCUGAUGAAGCGCAGACAAAAGCCUUUCAACGAGGACAGGCCACCGAGAGGGGGCAAGGGAGGCCCCAUCCUUGAGAGGUUCCAGGCUAAGCUAGAUGAUCUUGCUGAGCUUGUUUAUGGUGCCUCGAAGCAGGCAUCAAGAGAACCCAACUCUGGGGGCACCACUGAUGUCGUGCCAACUGUGGCCAGCGCCGUGGCUUUCCCUCAGGAGCUAUCGGAUUUUAGUCCUGAGCCUUUUCUCCCUGAACCCUUCCUAACCGCUUUCACGUCUCCAGCGACGCUCCUGGGGGAUCGCUGUCCAGGGCCGCCGCCUGUGAUCAAUGCGUCGGAGAAGGGAGAGCUUUGGCAUCUGUGUUGGCGGUGGGAUAAGGUUAGUCACGAAGCAGUGCUGAAGGCCUUUGGUGCUCUUGAUGAGCAUGAGCAUUUGAAACUUGGGUACCCGGUCUUCGAACGUUUUGUGCCUGUUGGGACGCCUGCGGAAGUGACGCCCGCAAGAGACCUUCAAGCUUGUGAGCAGGCAGAUACGGCGUACCGGGCAGUCGGUCUUGAGGUAUUCAUUGCCCCACAUGGGCAUUACGAGCCGAUGAUCCUUCCCGCAAACGUCGCGUUCGUCCAGCUCGAACUGCCUUGCCUAGGUGGGCGCUUUUCACAGGUGUGGCUCUUUUGGCUGCUAGUGGUGGCUUCGGUAGCUUUAGUGAGUGGGCCACGUCCGCCCACGCAGCCCCGGGACCGUCGGGAUCUCGAGCGAGGCCGAGUGACAGCUGUCACAGCAAGCUUGAGGGCACAACUCUUGGCGGCAUUUCAAGAGUGGGUGAUGGAAGAAGAACCGCAAGCCCCUCCAGUGGCGGAGAUUGCUCAGCAGAAGCCGAUUCAGCUGGCACUUCUUUUAGAAGAAUACGGACGCACCCUGUACGAGCAGGGCGCUCCCCGGAGGGACUAUGCGGAGACCAUCAACAUUCUGGUGCAGAGAUUUCCUUUUACAAAGAGCUUCCUGGCGGGCCCUUGGAAGCUUUUGACCACGUGGGAGACUUUGUGGCCAGGGAAACUUCACCCUCCCAUGCCGCUGGUGCUCAUGAAGGCCUGUGUGACAACUGCCCUGACCUGGGGCUGGAAGCGUAUGGCUCUGAGUCUGUUGCUAGGCUUCUACGCCUUGCUUCGCUGUUGCGAAGUCAUUGCACUGAAAGUCAGCGACUGUCUCAUGUCGUCAGAGAGCGGGUGCAAAGACGUCGUUUUCCUGCGUCUGACGCUGGUCAAAUCGAGGCUCCAGCAGUUGCUCAAAGAGGUGGAUCUGCUCACGCAGGUCCAAGUGCUAGUGGCGAAGUGCCAUCGCGUGUUCCCAGGGCUCCGCACUUUGUGA